GAAACAGACAACUAUAUUCCAAGGAAGAUCGAGACAAACAACGUAUUUAAAAUACUAGAAAUAGGAGAAAAAGGAAAGGUUCAUAUAAAAGAGCUUCAUCAAAUUCACCCUCCUUCCAGAAUUAGCUUGCGUUUGACGUCAUCCAUUAUGAACAACAUGACUUUUGAUACCGAUGUUUGUAAAAAUGAUGCAAUUUCCUGUGGCUUUUCUGAUUAUUCUGACGGGGAGAAUUCUUUGUUGAAGGCUGGAAUGUUCAAAGAUGAUUUUGGUGAUGAGAAAGGAAACUGUAUUUCUGUUAUCAAUGGAGCCAUUACAAUAUCGAUGACAGAAAGAAAACUAUGGCAGGAGUUCGUGAAAGUAGGGACGGAAAUGAUUAUCUCAAGGUCUGGAAGGAGCAUGUAUCCAUACGUUGAAUUUUUCUUAAGUGGCCUUGAUCCUUCUGGACUAUAUGAUGUCAUUUUCGACAUAAUACCCGAAACCGGAAAACGUUUCAAGUUCAUCGACAAUGAAUGGGUUCCAUUUGGGAAAAAAAAGAAAGAAUUUAAGAAUAAAGCCUUCCGGGAUCAAGACGCUCCGAAAACUGGGUCGCAGCUGAUGUCUCGAAAGAUUUCAUUUCAGACAGUAAAAUUAUCAAACAAACCAGGCAAAAAUACUUGCACAUUUACACUACAAACAUUGCAGAAAUACAUGGUGUGUAUUUCCUUAGUGAAACAUGAAAGAGAUGGCAAUCUCACUGUUGUCGACUUUCCAAUUCAGGACACAGCUUUUAUAGCGGUCACUAAGUACCACAACAGAGAAAUGUGUGAGCUUAAGGCUCUCCGAUUUCCAUUACAUAAAUCCCUGAACAGAUUACCAACAGAUUUGUCAUUCAACAAACGCAACCAAAUACCAAAUCACGGCGCUGACGAUGGUCCUGUCAAUAAAGCCACUCAAACAGACCCUGAUCCACAAGUAGACUUUUUGUCCUGCUUUUUUGCAUAUGUUCAGGAAAGGACGGGAACUUCUGCAGGCGAUUUAAAUCCAAAGAUAAAAGAUGAAUUAUUCUGCGACUUCAUUCAACAGCAAGAUCAUUCUGAGUCAUAUACAGGUUUUGGAUAUACAGAAAAACAAAAAGAAAGAGCUUGCAAAAUGAAUGAGUUCUGAUGUAGUUAAAGAAAGGAGAUAAUGAUGUAACACAUUCAAGGAAUAGAAAGCUGAGUAUUUUAUAAAGUCAUUAAAUGAAUUAUUAAAAUAAGUGUCACUUUAUACUGAUUUAGUCAUCAUUGAAUUUAGACUUUUUAUUGGCAUCAAUGCUAUUUGUGUAUAUUUAAAGAACAAAUUAAACAUUAAAGCAA
Molecule: messenger RNA, 1334 nt
Organism: Saccostrea cuccullata (small rock oyster)
Lineage: Eukaryota; Metazoa; Mollusca; Bivalvia; Ostreida; Ostreidae
Product: T-box transcription factor T-like
Exons: 7
Coding region: 148-1143 (331 amino acids)
Biological process (GO): positive regulation of DNA-templated transcription; cell fate specification; regulation of transcription by RNA polymerase II
Cellular component (GO): nucleus
Molecular function (GO): DNA-binding transcription factor activity, RNA polymerase II-specific; RNA polymerase II cis-regulatory region sequence-specific DNA binding
Source: RefSeq, a predicted model, not a curated record